Messenger RNA from Aureobasidium subglaciale EXF-2481, 1200 nucleotides. RefSeq lists its product as uncharacterized. The record is from RefSeq and is a predicted model, not a curated record. Lineage: Eukaryota; Fungi; Ascomycota; Dothideomycetes; Dothideales; Saccotheciaceae. The transcript is spliced from 2 exons. Gene Ontology annotation, molecular function: oxidoreductase activity, acting on NAD(P)H. The coding region runs from base 132 to 1169 and encodes 345 amino acids.
CAGUGGACGAAGCUGUACCCUUCAUUUUAUGCUAUAUUCUAUCGAGCUUCAAGUAUUUUAGAAAGACCAUUCAAUUGACUUUCCGAUCCUUCAGUCCCGUCCAAUUCACACAAACCCACAUUCACAUCACAAUGGCACCAUCAAACAUGCAAGCCAUCAAGGUCGUCGAGGCCAAGAAGGCUGAGAUCCAGAGCGUUGCUGUCCCUAAGCUCCGCGACGACUAUGUUCUCGUCAAGGUCGAGGCUGUUGCUUUGAACCCUACCGACUGGAAGCACAUUGACUACCUCGCCAACCCCGGCGCCACCGUUGGAUGCGACUACGCUGGCGUUGUCGAGGAGGUCGGUUCGGCUGUCCAGAAGAAGUUUUCCAAGGGCGACCGCAUUGCUGGUUUCUCACACGGUGUCAACUCUGCCAACAAGGAGGACGGAUGCUUUGCACAGUACGCUCUUGCCAAGGGUGACGUUCAGAUGAAGGUCCCCGAGUCCCUCUCGACCGAGGACGCUGCCACUCUUGGUGUUGGUGUUACCACCGUUGGUCAGGGUCUUUACCAGAGCUUGAAGCUCCCCCUUCCCACCGAGCCCGCUAAGCAGCCCUUCCCCGUCCUCAUCUACGGUGCUUCGACUGCCACCGGUACCCUCGCCAUCCAGUACGCCAAGCUCUCCGGCCUCGAGGUCAUCGCCAUCUGCUCCCCUCACAACUUCGACCUCGUCAAGUCUCUGGGCGCUGAUGCGGCAUUCGACUACAAGGAUCCCGAAUGCUCGGCUAAGAUCCGCGAGCACACCAAGGACAACCUCAAGCACGUCUUUGACUGCAUCGCCGAGGGCAGCUCACCCGAUAUUUCCGCCAACGCCAUCUCAAGCAAGGGUGGUGUUAUCUCAUACCUUCUCCCUGCCAAGUCAUCUCGCGAGGAUGUCGAGGACAAGAGCACUCUGGGUUACACUGUUGUUGGCGAGGCCUUCAGCUUCGCUGGUAACCCCAUCCCCGCUAAGCCCGAGGACUUUGAGUUUGGCAAGAUGUUCUGGGAGUUGGCCGAGAAGCUGUUCGCAGAGGGUAAGGUCAAGGCUCACCCCAAGGAGGUUCGUAGCGGUGGCCUCGAGGGUGUCUUUGGCGGCCUCGAGGACCUGAGAACCGGCAAGGUCUCUGGUACCAAGCUCGUCUACAAGAUCUAAGCACAUUUUGGUCUAGUGUAAAUAACGACAU